Salvia hispanica is the source of this 2417-nucleotide messenger RNA. Its product is annotated as Phototropic-responsive NPH3 family protein. Lineage: Eukaryota; Viridiplantae; Streptophyta; Magnoliopsida; Lamiales; Lamiaceae. The record is from RefSeq and is a predicted model, not a curated record. Gene Ontology annotation, molecular function: protein binding.
UUUCCCGCUUUUUCUUUUUUGUCUCUAUUUUCCCAUUGCUUUAUUCCUUGAAUUUCAAGAAAAUCUCACAGUGGCAUUUCCUUUAUUUAGGCAACAAUCUUUGUAAAUCAUGUUUUCGGGGAUUAAGAAAAUGUAUGGCGUGAUAAAGCUGUCUUUUUCACGGACAUGCCCCACCACCUCAGGGACAGCUUAUGAUUUGAAGACAAAAUGUUUGAUGAAAUUCCUCACCCAACUCUUUCAGCAGGAACACCUCUCUCUCUUGCUCUCAAGCUUCCAGUUCCUCUGUCCAUGGCCAAGCAUCACCACCACCAGCUGCCUAUGUCCAAGAGCGCCAGUCAGCGUUGUAAUGAAUGGGUAUUUCGUGAUGUUCCAAGUGACAUAAUCAUUGAAGUAGAUGGGGGUGCAUUUUCAUUGCAUAAGUUCCCUCUCGUUUCACGAAGUGGGCGAAUGCGGAAGUUGGUUGCAGAGCACCGGGAAGCAGAUGUCUCCAAAAUCGAGCUUCAUGGACUACCAGGAGGUGCCGAGUCAUUUGAGUUGGCAGCCAAAUUUUGCUAUGGUAUCAACUUUGAGAUCACAGCCGCAAAUGUUGCUCAGCUGUGCUGCGUUUCUGAUUACCUAGAAAUGACCGAAGAGUACUCGAAGAACAACCUUGGUUCGAGAGCUGCAGAAUAUCUUGAUAGUGUUGUGUGCAAAAACCUCGAAAUGUGUGUCGUAGUCCUUCAGCAGUGUGAAAACUUGCUUCCACUGGCGGACGAGCUACAAAUUGUCGUCCGAUGCAUUGAUGCAAUAGCUUCCAAAGCUUGUGUCGAGCAGAUUGCUUCGAGUUUCUCACGAUUGGAGUACAGCAGCUCAGGGAGGCUUCACAUGAGCAAGCAGCCUAAGUGUGAAGGAGAUUGGUGGAUUGAAGAUAUUUCAGUGCUUCGUGUCGACUUGUAUCAAAGAGUCAUAACCGCCAUAAAAUGCCGCGGGGUGAGGCCAGAAAGCAUUGGGGCCUCACUCGUAAACUAUGCAGAGAAAGAGUUAAUCAAGAAGUCCAGCUUAUGGAAUCAGCCCAACCAGGCUGCAGUUGAUCCGGUGUCGGGUGCAAGCAGUCACGAAAGACUUGUUGUGGAGACGAUAGUUAGCCUCCUCCCAGUCGAGAAAUUUUCUGUUCCUAUCACUUUUCUGUUUGGUAUGCUGCGGAGCGCUGUGAUGCUUGAUUGCUCGGUUUCUUGUAGGCUUGAUCUCGAGAGGAGGAUAGGAUCCCAGCUGGACAUAGCAACUCUAGACGAUCUCUUGAUCCCUUCUUUCCGACAUGCUGGUGAUACGCUGUUUGAUGUCGAAACUGUUCACAGAAUACUGGUUAACUUUUCUCAGAUGGAAGAUAGCGAUGAAGAUAUGGAUGAGGAAUCCGUCUUUGAAUCAGAUAGUCCAUCUUCGCCCUCUCAGACCGCGCUGUUUAAGGUCUCUAAACUUGUCGAUAAUUAUCUGGCUGAGAUAGCACCCGAUGCAAAUCUCAAGCUCAAUGUGUUUGUAGCUAUCGCAGAAACUUUGCCAGCACACGCACGAACUGUCCACGAUGGGUUAUACCGAGCUAUUGAUAUUUAUCUCAAAGCUCAUCAAGCUUUAUCCGAACCCGAUAAGAGAAAGCUGUGCAAACUGAUAGAUUUUCAGAAACUGUCACAGGAAGCUGGAGUGCACGCUGCACAAAACGAACGCCUUCCAGUCCAAUCAAUAGUCCAAGUGCUCUACUACGAGCAGUUAAGACUUCGGAACUCCUUGUUCUGUUCCUAUCCGGAUGAGGAUCCGAAGCCUAUCCACCAGUCGUGGCGGAUCAACAGUGGAGCGCGAAGUGCUGCAAUGUCUCCCCGGGACAACUAUGCUUCUUUGAGACGAGAGAACAGGGACUUGAAGCUUGAGCUGGCAAGGAUGCGUAUGAGGUUAAAUGAUUUGGAGAAAGAUCACGUAUACAUGAAGAGGAAUCUCGACAGGUCCAGUUCAAGAAAACUCAUGAGUUCCUUUUCAAAGAAGAUCUUUAAACUGAAUAUCUUUGCCCGUACCCCUUCACGGGGACCGAGCUCCCCAUCGAAGCACUCUCAAAUAUCUGAGUCUAAGUUUACAGAGAGACCAUAGCCAGUAUUUUCUGAAUCCUUUACUGCUGCUGAUGAGGAACAAUGGAUACAUAAUCUAUAUUCUCGUUUUUGUAACAUUUCGUCACCUCUUUAUCGCGUUCUUGGUCACUAUGUAAAUAGCCUGUUGGGAUUUGCUUAACCAACAGAAAGAUUUGAUUGCAGUAGGAAAAAAGGUUGAAAUAGAGUAUGAAUAGAGUCACUUUGUGUAUGGCCUUGAUAUGCUCUCAUUUCUAGCACACCAUGCUUAGCUUCAACAUGAACAUGCCUUUUGAUGUGGAUUUCUGUCAAUAUAUGUUUUUUUUUUCU